Lactuca sativa (garden lettuce) is the source of this 2401-nucleotide messenger RNA. NCBI's taxonomy places the organism in Eukaryota, Viridiplantae, Streptophyta, Magnoliopsida, Asterales, Asteraceae. The record is from RefSeq and is a predicted model, not a curated record.
GUAGAAGCUUUAAUUUUCGUGCUUAUCUUAAUUGUUGGUUUAGUUUAUGCAUGGCGAAAGGGGGCAUUGGAAUGGUCUUAGCUCCUGAAUAUUCAAACAAUAAAAAGAAAAAAGGAAAAAAUUGAGAUAGUUAUGAAUUCCAUUGAGUUUCCCUUAUUUGAUCGAACAACCCAAAAUUCAGUUAUUUCAACUACAUUAAAUGAUCUUUCAAAUUGGUCAAGACUCUCUAGUUUAUGGCCGCUUCUCUAUGGUACCAGUUGUUGCUUCAUUGAAUUUGCUUCACUAAUAGGCUCACGAUUCGACUUUGAUCGUUAUGGACUAGUACCAAGGUCGAGUCCUAGACAAGCGGACCUUAUUUUAACAGCCGAAACAGUAACAAUGAAAAUGGCCCCUUCCUUAGUGAGAUUAUACGAGCAAAUGCCUGAACCAAAAUAUCUUAUUGCUAUGGGAGCAUGUACAAUUACAGGGGGGAUGUCAAGUACCGAUUCUUAUAGUACUGUUCGUGGAGUCGAUAAGCUAAUUCCUGUGGAUGUAUAUUUGCCGGGCUGUCCACCUAAACCAGAAGCAAUUAUAGAUGCUAUAACAAAACUUCGUAAGAAAAUAUCUCGAGAAAUCUAUCCAGAUAGAACUAUGUCUCAGCGAGAGAAUCGUUGUUUUACUACCAAUCACAAGUUUCAGGUUGGGCAUAGUAUUCAUACUGGAAAUUAUGAUCAAGGAUUCCUUUAUCAACCGACAUCUACUUCAGAGAUUCCUCCUGAAACAUUUUUCAAAUACAAAAGUUCAGUAUCUUCCCCCGAAUUAGUAAAUUAGACAGGAUUCCUUUGCACAGAAUAAAAAGUCGCGGCUCAAUCUUCAUAAAUUUCAUCGUAAAUGUGAAAUACUUAUAAAAAACAUGCGGGAGAGAUAAAAAAGAUGCAGGGUCAUUUGUCUGCUUGGCUAGUUAAGUAUGGGCUAAUUCAUAGAUCUUUGGGCUUUGAUUACCAAGGAAUAGAGACUUUACAAAUCAAACCGGGGGAUUGGCAUUCCAUUGCUGUCAUUUUAUAUGUAUAUGGUUACAAUUAUCUCCGCUCCCAAUGUGCCUAUGAUGUAGCACCAGGCGGACUAUUAGCUAGUGUGUAUCAUCUUACUAGAAUAGAGUAUGGCGCGGAUCAACCAGAAGAGGUAUGCAUAAAAGUAUUUGCCCCGAGGAGGGAUCCUAGAAUUCCGUCUGUUUUUUGGGUUUGGAAAAGUGUGGAUUUUCAAGAACGGGAAUCCUAUGAUAUGUUGGGAAUAAUAUUGGCAAGCUGCUGUAAGUUUUCGAUAAGAUCUUGAAUACUAUCCUAGAAAAUUCAUGAUUUAUUCGAGAAAAAUUAUAACAAUUGAUAAGAUCAAAUAAGUCUGGGAGUAUGAACCUUCAAUUCAAACAUUGAAAUUCUUGGCUAGCCGCAAUAAAUUUGGCUCGCCCCAUUUCCCGAUUCUAAUCCUUUUUCCGGCGAAAGACCUUAUUAGGUUAGGGUCCCUUAGAAUAUCUAAUUGUGGGUAUGAAAGUGAUUUGUGAUAAUCAAAGACUCUUAUUACAAAUUUAAACUUCAGUUGAAUUUCUGAACAUUCUUUUCUAUUUCUAGAAUUCAUUUCUUGGUGUCAAAAUAGGAUAUGUGAUAUAAAAAUGGAGGAUCUAUUAUCUUUUCUCGUUUUUCUUUUUCAAAAAAUGAUCUUGGAGGUUGUGUAAUGCUUACUCUCAAACUUUUCGUUUACACAGUAGUAAUAUUCUUUGUUUCUCUCUUCAUCUUUGGAUUCCUAUCCAAUGAUCCAGGACGUAAUCCUGGACGUGAAGAAUAAAAUAAAAAUUUCGUUUUUCUUGCUUGAUUUACAAUUUUCUAAAGAUUUUAUUUUAUAUAUUCAUAUUCCAUACGUUUAACUAGUAAAAAAAUCAUUUAAUUUAAAAGGGGUUUGCGAAAUUUGAAAGAAAAAAAAUAGAAAGUCAUCAACGGAAACGGAAAGAGAGGGAUUCGAACCCUCGGUACGAAUAACUCGUACAACGGAUUAGCAAUCCGUCGCUUUCGUCCACUCAGCCAUCUCUCCCAAUUGAAAAAGAUAAUUACUAUGUUACAUUACACAUCAAGUAAGGAUUAACGAAAGUAUUUCUUUCACAUUCUUUAUCAAAUCAAAAAAUAUAUAAAAAAAUUAGAAUCUAUUUGGAACAUAAAAAUGACUAAAUCAGAUGAAAAAAUAAAAAAUUUUCCGAUAAAAAAAGAAAUAAAGAAAUCGAAAAAAUGCUAGACCAUCCCCUAUUUCUAUGUUAUCCACCUUUUUCAAUCAAAAAUGCGGGUAUCAAAGCUAAUCCAACGAACCCAUAAUUUGAAUCAACUAAGGUAAAAAAUCAAAUGGGACGGAAAUAAAUAGAGCUGCUUAUCACGAUGAA